UAAAAUCAACAUGAAGAUUCUUCUCCUUCUCAUUCUGGGGGCAUCAGGUGCCACUGCAGCAGAAAUUUUUAAAAGGGUCUCGGAGGACAAGAGUUGUAAAGGCAAAGUGAAGCACCAUGUGGCUUUAUGCACAGCUCCAUGUAAGAAUUUUCUUGUUUCAUGUGGUGGCACACUGAUUACAAAGUCGUGGGUCCUAACUGCUGCUCACUGCAAGGAAGACCUUGAUGUGAAAAAGUUUGCUCUCAUUCCAGCUGAUGCAGACUUAUCAAAAGGAGGAGAUAUGAUCGAAAUAACCAACAUCUUUCACCCAGGAUUUGAGCGUAAAACUUUUGAAAAUGAUAUAAUGCUACUUAAGCUGAAGACCCCUGCAAACAUAGACAUUGAAGUUUCUCUACCAUCUAAGUCUGAUUGCAAAAAUCUGGCUGAAGGAAAACAGUGUCUAUUGGCUGGCUGGGGGAGAUAUACAUUUAUGUCUCAAAAAGGAAAGCAGAUUGAUCCUCCUCAUAACUUGGGAUGCUUGGAUCUAACAACUGGUAACUGUGAAGUCUACAAAGCUAAUGAAAUGAAACCAGUUGAGGACAACCUUUGUGUUGAGGGAGAAGACAGCGGCGUUCACCAUGGGGACUCUGGUGGAGGUCUGAUCUGUGAAAAGAAAAUAUACGGAGUUGUGUCAAGGGGUCAGGUGCCACCCAGCAAACAUCCCAUAUACUUCACAUCGGUUUGCAGCCAUUUGGAGUGGAUAAAAACAAUGAUAAAAUAGUUUUCAAGGAUUUAGACUUGACACUUUUCUAAAUAAGCCUUAACUGAAUAAGAAAAAUAAAUAAAUCCAU
Molecule: messenger RNA, 830 nt
Organism: Megalops cyprinoides (Indo-Pacific tarpon)
Lineage: Eukaryota; Metazoa; Chordata; Actinopteri; Elopiformes; Megalopidae
Product: trypsin-like
Exons: 5
Coding region: 11-760 (249 amino acids)
Biological process (GO): proteolysis
Molecular function (GO): serine-type endopeptidase activity
Source: RefSeq, a predicted model, not a curated record